Syngnathus acus (greater pipefish) is the source of this 2382-nucleotide messenger RNA. It is a transcript of the gene camk2a, whose product is annotated as calcium/calmodulin-dependent protein kinase II alpha. Lineage: Eukaryota; Metazoa; Chordata; Actinopteri; Syngnathiformes; Syngnathidae. Gene Ontology annotation, cellular component: cytoplasm; neuron projection. Gene Ontology annotation, biological process: protein phosphorylation. Gene Ontology annotation, molecular function: ATP binding; calmodulin binding; calcium/calmodulin-dependent protein kinase activity. The transcript has 18 exons. The coding region runs from base 135 to 1580 and encodes 481 amino acids. The record is from RefSeq and is a predicted model, not a curated record.
UCUUCAUCUUGCGUCGAAACAAAGCGGUCCUCGUUCUUCUCCUCUGUGGUCUUCGUCCGUCCAACCGCGAACCUUCCUCGUCAUCAGCAUCGUCACCAGCGCCUGACCCUCGCUCCAGCGCCGGCCGGGUCACCAUGGCAACGGUCAUUUGCACUCGCUUCACCGAGGAGUAUCAACUGUACGAGGAGCUGGGAAAGGGCGCCUUCUCGGUGGUGCGCCGCUGCGUGAAGGUGCUGUCGGGUCAGGAGUUCGCCGCCAAGAUCAUCAACACCAAGAAGCUGUCGGCGCGAGAUCAUCAAAAGUUGGACCGCGAAGCUCGAAUUUGCCGCCUGCUCAAGCAUUCUAACAUUGUGCGGCUGCAUGACAGCAUCUCGGAGGAGGCUCAUCAUUACCUCAUCUUUGACUUGGUGACAGGCGGCGAGUUGUUUGAAGAUAUCGUCGCCCGAGAGUAUUACAGCGAAGCCGACGCCAGCCACUGCAUCCAGCAAAUUCUCGAGGCGGUGCUCCACUGUCACCAGAUGGGCGUGGUCCAUCGCGACCUGAAGCCGGAGAACCUGCUGCUGGCCUCCAAGUCCAAGGGGGCGGCGGUCAAGCUGGCUGACUUCGGGCUGGCCAUCGAGGUGGAGGGCGAGCAGCAGGCCUGGUUUGGCUUUGCUGGGACCCCCGGAUAUCUUUCUCCCGAAGUUCUGCGGAAGGAUCCCUACGGAAAGGCCGUUGACCUCUGGGCCUGUGGUGUGAUCCUGUACAUCCUUCUGGUGGGCUAUCCUCCCUUUUGGGAUGAAGACCAGCACCGUCUGUAUCAGCAAAUCAAAGCGGGAGCGUAUGAUUUCCCGUCCCCCGAGUGGGACACGGUGACUCCCGAGGCCAAAGAUCUGAUCAACAAGAUGUUGACCAUCAAUCCGUCCAAACGCAUCUCGGCCGCCGAGGCGCUCAAACAUCCCUGGAUCUCUCAUCGCUCCACGGUGGCGUCCUGCAUGCACAGACAGGAAACGGUGGAAUGUCUGAAGAAGUUUAACGCCCGCCGCAAGCUCAAGGGCGCCAUCUUGACGACGAUGUUGGCCACCCGCAACUUCUCAGGAGGGAAGAGCGGAAACAAGAAGACGGACGGGGUCAAGGAGUCGUCAGAGAGCACAAACACCACCAUCGAGGAUGAGGACACUCGAGUGAGGAAGCAGGACAUCAUCAAAGUGACGGAGAUGCUGAUCGAGGCCAUCAGUAACGGCGACUUUGAGAGCUACACCAAGAUGUGCGACCCGGCCGUGACGGCCUUUGAACCCGAGGCGCUGGGGAACCUGGUGGAAGGCCUGGACUUCCAUCGCUUUUACUUUGAAAAUCUGUGGUCCAAGAACAGCAAGCCGGUGCACACCACCAUCUUGAACCCUCACAUCCACCUGGUGGGCGAGGAAGCGGCCUGCAUCGCCUACAUCCGCGUCACUCAGUACAUCGACAGCAACGGGACACCGCGCACCGUCCAAUCGGAGGAGACCAGGGUGUGGCACCGCCGCGACGGCAAGUGGCAGAUCGUCCACUUCCACCGCUCGGGCUCGCCCUCCACGCUCAGCAAGUCACCGUCGCCUUGACGACCAAUUGAUUGACAGCAGGCCGGUCCCGUCGACAAACAGGAAGAGAAGGAGCUGAGGACGGACGGGGCCAAACCUUAUUUGUUCAUCCGUUUGACCAAUCAAUCAACCAACCAAUCACACUGCCCCCACCCCCACCCCCAACCCCACCUCCCUCCACGCCCCUCAUUGCCUGUGUCCGAAUCUGCACGCUAUUCCCCAUAUGAAUGGUGUUAGUGUCCGAGGAGCAUUUAAAAGAACCCACAAUGCACAAAAGUUGAAUCUCUAGAAAGCUUUCAAUUGAAUGAACCCCCAAGCCACAGGGUCCUCAAAAUAGUUGGGUGUGGGCUUGUCAAACCUGCUGAGUCUCACUAUGGUGGGGGGAUAAGGGUGGACAUUCGGACACAGGCCCUUGAUGGGUGCUUUUCAUGGUACUGACAAAGGAGGCCUCCCUCCCUCCCUCCCUCCCUCCCCCCCACACAGUGGCCGCCGGAGGAGGGCUUGUCUCAGCAAAGUGAAAUGUGUAUUUAUUGAUUCUCAACAGAAAGUGGCUGGCUGGUGCAUGUGUCUUUUGUCAGGUAACCAACAGGAUAAAUCCAAAUGUUGUUUUGGUGAUUGAUUGCUAGCCUUUGUUCCAUCCAGACGCUUCCUUCUCUCGUUUGCGACCUCGCGAGCUUCCAUAAACACCUGCACUUCGAGGGUCUGCUUCCUCCCAAACAGUACACAUGUGUGGGCCGAGUCAGACAAACGUAUGACAUAGUAAUAAUUCCAAAAACAACUUUGUUGGAUUUUUAGCUCGUUAGUCCACUUCAAGUGCUUUGAC